AUGGGACGAAAAAGCAAGAAACUCUGCUCGAAUCUCGACAACGCUAACAAGGAACCUGCCCGCCGCCGAAUCAAACGUGAUGCAGCCGCUGAACAACAGUACGAACAAGAGGUUGAACAAGGGGCACAAUUUCUUGCCGGUAUCCUUCCCGGCAACAACAACAACGAGAUACCUAUCCCUAAUCCACACAAUAAUCCAAAAGAUGUACAUGGUGAUCUGGAUCUUAAUAUGAAUGAUAUCAAUCCCGAGUUCAUUCCAUUUCCGAAUGACCCACCACUAGGAAAUGUAGAAGACCAGCUCCAACCAGAAGCCAACGAUGUUAUUGCACAAUUCGUUGCUCGACACCGUGAAAUCCGAUACGCCAACGACCGUGAGCAACUUCGCAAGCAUUGGGAAGCCAUUGAAAAGCACCUCACAGCCGCCUACCUCGAGUCUCAAACCAACACUUUGAAUUGGACCUCCAAACAAUCCUACCUCGACGAUGCUUCUAAUUUACUGUAUACUAUCUCUAUGUCACAACCCACACUGACCAUAUCCUUACAACGCAGACCGAUUUGUGUCAAGGCCGGAUACCUUCCAGCAUCACCUCAACAGCCCUGGACCGCAUUCUUCAUUCCGUUGUUACAGAUGUAUCAAAACCUGUGGCAAACUUCUGUAUCUGCCGCUACGAGUUGGAUUGAAGGUUAUAUGAAUUUUCUCGAUGGAAGAUCCGCAAAAGAAGAUACAGCUCGAGGCUCUGACGCAACUCGACGACGAGACUUGAGACAGCCUUUCUCAAGUACUGCUAAUAUAUAUAGUCGAAUUAUUGUCCUCGCCAAAAGUGUACUCCACCUCGGACUCCAACUCGCCACCACUGACUUAUGGGCUAAAACAAUCGCAAAGCACAAUGAUCCCAACCAAGCACCUCUUCAGCUAGACGAGGAGGACCUCAAUUCGCUACUGGACGACUUUCCCGAUCUGCGCGUUGCUAUCCUAUACGACAUUGGUUGUCAGCUGGACAAGCACAUCAGGAAGCACACGGCUGAAUGGCUACACCGGAAAUUGCAAAACACCAUCUCAACCAUCAAAGCAGCACGCGAGACGUUGAACAAGUGGUUGAAAGUCCCAAAUCCGCAUCGGCCCGGCGCAAUGUAUACAGAAGCAUUCUUCCUGGCUCAGUGGGACUCAGAAAGGAAGCACAACAUCGCCACUUCUAAAGACAUCAAGACAUGCCAAAUGCUUGCGCUGGGAAGACUCCUCUGCCUCGAAGAUCGCAUGUAUCAGGUUUGGGAUGAAGAUACCCAGCAAGAACUUCGGGCCUUUGAUCGUCUGCAACGAUUUCAGGAUCUUGCUACUCAGAUAACCGAGCAGCGUAGAAAAGUGGGUACUUCGGAGAUAUUGAGAGCUCUUUCAGAGGCAGGUCGUGAUAGGUUCCUGAAGGUUUGGUUUGCAAAAACCGAGGUUCGGACUCGCUUCCUGGCCUUGAGGGCAGAGCAGAGGCCAUUAGAUCCCGAAAACCGGGUUGGUGGAAGCUCGAGGCUUGGUAGGUGUCAUUAUCAUCAUUGA
Messenger RNA from Melampsora larici-populina 98AG31, 1545 nucleotides. RefSeq lists its product as uncharacterized. NCBI's taxonomy places the organism in Eukaryota, Fungi, Basidiomycota, Pucciniomycetes, Pucciniales, Melampsoraceae. The transcript has 8 exons. The record is from RefSeq and is a predicted model, not a curated record. The coding region runs from base 1 to 1545 and encodes 514 amino acids.